Molecule: messenger RNA, 1309 nt
Organism: Homalodisca vitripennis (glassy-winged sharpshooter)
Lineage: Eukaryota; Metazoa; Arthropoda; Insecta; Hemiptera; Cicadellidae
Gene: Wbp2
Product: WW domain-binding protein 2
Exons: 8
Coding region: 114-956 (280 amino acids)
Biological process (GO): positive regulation of DNA-templated transcription
Cellular component (GO): nucleus
Molecular function (GO): transcription coactivator activity; chromatin DNA binding
Source: RefSeq, a predicted model, not a curated record
AAAGAAUUGUCAUUUUUGUCAAAACCGAAAAAGAGUCAGAACGAACUCUAUUUGCUUGGUUCAGUGAGUGCUCGUGUUGUGCAAUAGGAUAAAUUGUAUGUCAGCUUAACAAAAUGUCUUUAAAUACAGCUCAUGCAAACGGAGGUGUUUUGAUUCAUGCAGGAGAAUGCAUUCUGCUGUUCUCGGACAAUGUUGUGAUGGAGUUUCACGGCCAGGAGGCGUCUGCGUUCCGGGGCAGUAAGACCGGCCGUCUCUAUCUCACUACACACCGUAUGAUCUUCAACAACAAGAGCCUCAACGAUCCCAUGGUCUCCUUCAGCUUUCCCUUCUGUACCAUCAGUGAGAUGGAACUAGAACAGCCUGUAUUUGGAGCGAACUACAUCAAGGGAAAGGUGCGAGCACAGCCUAAUGGCAAUUGGGUUGGCGAGGCAAAGUUCAAGCUGAUGUUCAAGAAGGGAGGUGCCAUCGACUUUGGCCAGGCGAUGCUCAAGGCGUCCAAAAUGGGUAAACGCAAAUCCUCCCGUAACGGUAUUCCCGAUUCUCCACCUGCCUACAUGCCUCCAACUGGUCCCUGGUACGAUGCCCCGCCCCCUGCCUACGCUCCUGCUCCUGGAGGCUAUUACGGAUGGAACCCCAACGUCGCCGCCUUUCCCAACCAACCACCUCCCAACUCAGUGUACAUGACAGAGAUGCCCCCUCCGUACCCAGGAAUAGUUGGGGGAUACAACGGCUACGCUACUGCACCCCCGAGCGGAGCUGUGGGCUUCAGCCAGCCUCCUGUACCUCCAGGCUGGUGUCUUUCUGGUAUUUCUUACUCUGAUGCCAAAGCUGCUGAAGCGGCUCAGAGUGCCUACUAUGACCCCAACAGGCCCCAAUGUGCCUAUGUUCCGCCCCCAGCCUAUUAUGAGUCCCCCCCACCGUAUCAGAUGAACGGCCAGAACAAAAAGGAGCAGUGAGUCGCCCCAGAGGGAUGUGAGGCUUCAGUCAGCCUUCAUUUCCGCUACUAACACUUGGGAUUAUGUAAUCAUAGAUGUCUACAAUAUUUUAUAUUUGAAGUUUAUUGUAUAAAAUAGCACGUUUAAAAUUGAAUCUGUGACAAAUAUAUUCUUGCAUUCCAAUGUAAUAAUGAGCGUUACUGUUGUUAUUUAUGUAUUUAUGAAUAGAAGGUAAUUUCUUAAUUGACGUCUGCUUAAAGUCACAGGCUUGUGUAUUGAAGAUCUUGCUACUGUGACAGUGCUCAAAGCAUUGCACUAAAUUCUGUAUCUUUGAGUUUUAAGAGUAUUUUAAAUAAAGUAUUUGUUGUUAAAAA